GACUCUGCUCCUCUCUCUCCUUCCUUCGCCUCCAGCUGUUCUGCCACUGCUAGUCAGCACUGUGCUGUGUUUGGGGUGCACCAUGCUGCACGCAGCUCCCCUGACAGAGUUCUCCGGGGAUCAGGAUUUCCAGCAAUUCCUGCAGAAGGACCUGGAAUACAUCCGCAAAAUCAAAGGGGACGUCGCCCAGGUGCAGGAGCUUGUGUGCACGACCCUCCAGCUCUGCAACGAGGAGGAGCUGAUGCUUGUCAAGCAGAAACUGGGCAUUUCCCAGGCCCCGCUGGAUCUGUGUCACAGCAAGACCUUCCAAGUGGAUGCCUGCUUCAGCCAGAUCCGGGACGGGCUCCAAAUCUACCACGGCCACCUCGCCCUCCUCCUCCAGCUCCUGCCGGCUCACUCCAGCCUAGUGGAUGCCCUCCAGCUGGACGUCUCAAACCUGUCCACUAACAUCCAGCAGCAGAUGGAGGAUCUGGGUCUGAACACGGUGACGUACCCCAAGGCCGAGGGCCAGGGCACCCUCCCCAGCCUCUCGUCCGACUUCGACAAACAAGCCGGCGGAUUCAUCAUCCUCGCCAACUUCAAGCGCUUCCUGGAGACGUCCUUGCGGGCCCUCCGCCACCUCACGCUGGUGUGAAGGGGCGCGGGGGUUGGCGCCUGAGAAGUCCCAUGCCUUGGGGAGGGGCUCCGGGCUUUGAGAUCUAAGGGGGAGUUUUACGGGGGGUGUCUCCCAGCCGGAGGAUGCUCUGCUCAUCCAGCCUGGAUUCUCCCUUAUUCCCCCCACCACCUCCACUCUGCAAAGCAACAACCAAGGCUCUUAACUAUUGGACUGGGGCAUCAGCAGCAGCUGCCCCUCCCUCUCGGGGUCAAUGGCAAACCCUGCCCCAAACCCGUUUACUAUUCCCCGGGGUUUGAGGCUGGGCAUGGUUCUCUUUUAGGGUGACCAGAUAGCAAGUUUGAAAAAUCAGGACAGGGGUGGGGGUAAUAGGUGCCCCAAAUACUGGCACUGUCCCUACAAAAUCAGGAUAUCUGGUCACCCUGUGUUAUUUAAAGGUUAUUUAUUUCUCAUUCGUGAGCUUCACCACUGGUUGGUGCAUCCACACACGCAGCCCCAAUGCAAACCCUGCCCGGCUUAUUUAAUAUUUAUCACUAUUUAAUAUAUUUAUAGGGGUUUGGAAGCAGUUGGCAGACGUAUUUAAGUGCAACUGGUCUAUGGUAUGUUUUUAAAGUCAAACUCCAUUCCCUUUAUAAUGACCCACGGGCAUCAUCACUGAAUGUUUUGCAGCAUCAGCAAAUCCGGGAGCAGGGCCUGGGCUGCUGGUUGUGCAUUUUUACAUGUGCGUGCAAUGGAGUUACUGUUUAAUAUUUAAACAAACGAGCGUCUCCAGUACCGGGGGGUUUGCUCUUUGGUAGCCAAAAGCUCCUGGCCCAGCUCCCCGUGGGAUCUGGGGGAGUAGGACGGCACAGCAGGCUCCUGAAUUAGCAAAGUCCUUGGCUAGGGUACUGCUUAUGCCUAGCCCUUCUCAUUGAAUGACAGGGAGGUUUUCCUCCAGGGGAGAUUGGCAGAGGCCCUGGAGGUUUUUCGCCUUCCUCUGCAGCGUGGGGCACGGGUCACUUGCUGGAGGAUUCUCUGCACCUUGAGGUCUUUAAACCACGAGUUGAGGACUUCAAUAACUCAGGCAUAGGUUAGGGGUUUGUUCCAGGAGUGGGUGGGUGAGAUUCUGUGGCCUGCAUUGUGCAGGUCAGACUAGAUGAUCAUAAUGGUCCCUUCUGACCUUAAAGUCUAUGAGUUUCUGAGGUUUCCAGCUCACCCUCCCAGAAAACCAGCUUUUCUGAAACUUUUCUUAUAUUAUUUUUAUAUAUUUAUAUUUUUCAAAUGCACAAUCCACUGUUCCUCCUCGUUCACCCAUGAGAUUUACAUUCAUGUCAAACUGAUUUUAUUUAUUAUAAUUUAACUUAAUGAUUUACAUCUUCAUUUUUACUAUUAACUGUCAUCGCUCCUUUCAUUUCAAAUGAUUUUUUGCCGAGAAUGGCUCAAACCUGAAUCCUACCAGACUCAAAUUCCAGCUACUCUGAAUCCAACCAGUGUGAACUGGGCUGGAGGGAUUGGCAUUGCCCAUAUGCUUCAAAGCGGUCACCGACAGACAGCCCCCGUGCAUUUCGAUAUGAAUCACAUUGUACUAGAUUAGCGGAGACUGUGCAAUUCUACCUCGCCAGAUGAUCCAGAUGAAGAAUGUCCAUUCUUGAAUGGUUGGAAUUUAAUUAAAAAAAAACAAAUGCAAGAUCUUCAUUGACAAAUUCUGGAGUUUUGCCUAUUAACUUGGCAAAAUGCCCAGCAGAGUGGGAUAUUUUGUAAUUGUCUUGAACUGGUUUAUAUUUCAAUGUGUUGUAUUUAUUACUGUGUCUGGGCAUGGCUCAGACCAAAUCGAUUUAUAUUUUUAUUUAAAACAAAGAAUUAAAAAUAUUUUGGUA
Messenger RNA from Emys orbicularis (European pond turtle), 2469 nucleotides. RefSeq names its product colony stimulating factor 3 (gene CSF3). Gene Ontology annotation, cellular component: extracellular region. NCBI's taxonomy places the organism in Eukaryota, Metazoa, Chordata, Testudines, Emydidae. Gene Ontology annotation, molecular function: cytokine activity; granulocyte colony-stimulating factor receptor binding. The transcript has 4 exons. The record is from RefSeq and is a predicted model, not a curated record. The coding region runs from base 83 to 634 and encodes 183 amino acids. Gene Ontology annotation, biological process: positive regulation of myeloid cell differentiation; immune response.